UGGAUUCUCCGUCUUCCCCUUCUCCGACCGCCUCCAAUUUCAGGUUUUCUUCCAAUUCCUUCUCCGAUUCUCAUCCCUCGUUCCUGUUUCAAAUUCCACUUCAAUGAAGUCACUAACCCUUUCGGCAGUGGCGGCCAACAACAGCGUCACUUCUAUCUUGCCGUUGACCGACUUCAGUUCAAGAUGCAGGAGAUGCUGGUAGAUUUGCUAGGUGUAGCCGGCCGCCGCUCUGGAAUUCCAAUGGCGGUUUGCUGCAGCUCGAGGGACGAACUCGAUGCUGUAUGCUCUGCAGUCUCCAACCUCCCUGACAUCUCUCUUGCGUCUCUGUACAGCGACCUAGCUGAGUCAGAAAGAACCCUAGUCUUGGAGACAUUUAGGCAAGCGACCAUCAAAUGGGCUGAGAGUGCUAUGACUAGUGUUCAGUUCGGGGACGAUGGUGAGAAUCAGAACAAUGAGAACAAGUCCCAGAUGAUAGUUGUAACGGAUGCUUGCCUUCCGGGAGUUCUCAGUGGCGAAUCAUCUAUCGCUGCUCGUAUCCUGAUCAACUACGAGCUACCAACGAAGAAGGAAAUGUACAUGAGACGAGUGAGCACAUGUCUAGCUGCAGAUGGGAUUGUUAUCAACGUGGUUGCCGGUGGGGAAGUUGUGACCUUGAAGAAUGUGGAGGAAAGUUGUGGCCUUCUCAUUGCUGAAAUGCCUAUAAAUAUAGCUCAUGAGGCUACUAGCGCUGCUAAUGCCGAGAAAGAAGACUCGCCUACAGAUGUGGUGGAGCCGUUCUCUCAACUUGCAGAGAUGGGAAUGUUGCCUCCAGACGAGGAGUUGGUAGAAGCGGCUUGUAAGAGCGCUGAGAGGAGUCCAGAUGUGAUUAUCACGCAUGAGAGGAAUAUGACUGACGAGGAGACAGACCGUCUGUACAGCUACACACCUGAGGAAUGGCUUGCAACACUAAAGACCCCAGAGUUCGAGAGAUCAAAGAAGAACCCAUAUGCUUCUUCAUCGUUAUAUUAUUUGUCGAAGGAUGUGUCGACAAAGCUCGACCCAGUUGCUCGUCGUAUGGUUGAGUUCGUCUUCAGUAACCCUGAGGGUAAGGGCUUGGUGGUGCACACUCCUUCAGUUAAACUCGCCCGUCUUCAUCUGUUGACAUUGAAGCGAUUAGAGUGGGUCAAUCUACAAGUGGUUGAGGCUUAUGGUAAUUUCUUGAACGAUAAAGCACUUGCUGGUGACAAGAACAGAGUUAUCUUUCCGUUCACUUUUGGUAUGAAGACGGGCGAGUUUAACUGA
Messenger RNA from Linum tenue, 1281 nucleotides. The record is from the annotation of a GenBank genome assembly. NCBI's taxonomy places the organism in Eukaryota, Viridiplantae, Streptophyta, Magnoliopsida, Malpighiales, Linaceae.